UUUGGCUUUAACUUCUCUAACUCUCAUAUGCUGGGAUUACCGGUAUGGAUUACCACAUCUGUAUAUGUAGUACUGGGAUCAUCACUUACCUUGUACAUGCCAGGAGCAGUAGAGAACUCUGGACAAUUCUACUUGGAAGGUCAGCUCUUAGAGAACUGAAUCAGAUUGAGGCAGAACUGAAUAAAUAUUGGCAGCGGUUAUUAGAAGGGCUUUCUUACUACAAACCUCCCAGUUCAAGUUCAGCUGAAAGAGUGAAAGCUAAUAAAGAUGUAGCGUCACCACUGAAGGAACUGGGCCUACGAGUCAGCAAGUUCUUGGGUCUUGAUGAAGAGCAGAGUGUACAGUUACUGCAGUGUUACCUUCAGGAGGACUACAGGGGGACUCGGGACUCACUAAAGACUGUUCUGCAAGAUGAGAGACAGAGCCAGGCCUUAACCCUGAAGAUUGCAGAUUAUUAUUAUGAAGAGAGAACCUGCAUUCUUCGUUGUGUCUUACAUCUUCUGACCUAUUUCCAGGAUGAACGGCAUCCCUAUAGGGCUGAAUAUGCAGACUGUGUUGACAAACUGGAGAAGGAACUAGUUGUAAAAUACAGACAGCAAUUUGAGGAGCUGUAUCGAAUGGAAGCACCGACCUGGGAGACGCAUGGCAAUCUAAUGACUGAACGCCAGGUGUCUCGAUGGUUUGUUCAGUGCCUCCGGGAGCAAUCCAUGCUGCUAGAAAUUAUUUUCCUCUAUUACGCAUACUUCGAGAUGGCACCUAGUGACCUACUGGUACUAACCAAGAUGUUCAAGGAGCAAGGAUUCGGUAGUAGGCAGACCAAUAGACACCUGGUGGAUGAAACCAUGGAUCCUUUUGUAGAUCGGAUUGGGUACUUCAGUGCCCUUAUCCUAGUUGAAGGCAUGGAUAUCGAGUCCUUGCACAAGUACGCCUUGGAUGACAGGAGAGAGCUGCACCAGUUUGCUCAAGAUGGGCUUAUUUGUCAGGAUAUGGAUCGUGUGAUGUUGACCUUGGGAGACAUUCCACAUCAUGCCCCUGUACUUUUGGCCUGGGCUCUCCUCCGUCACACACUGAACCCUGAAGAGACCAGCAGUGUGAUCAGGAAGAUAGGCGGCACAGCCAUCCAGCUGAGCGUGUUUCAGUACUUGACGCGACUGCUUCGGUCCCUGGCCAGUGGGGGAAAUGACUGCACCACGAGCACCGCUUGCAUGUGUGUCUACGGCCUCCUCUCCUUCGCGCUGACCUCAUUGGAGCUCCACACGCUGGGCAAUCAGCAGGAUGUGAUUGACACAGCGUGUGAAGUCCUGGCAGACCCUUCUCUUCCGGAGCUGUUCUGGGGAACAGAACCAACCUCUGGUCUUGGCAUCAUUCUGGACAGUGUGUGUGGGAUGUUUCCCCAUCUCCUUUCCCCACUUCUACAAUUGCUGCGAGCUCUGGUGUCAGGAAAGUCCACCGCCAAAAAGGUAUACAGUUUCCUGGAUAAAAUGUCCUUCUACAAUGAACUUCAUAAGCACAAGCCCCACGAUGUGCUCUCUCAUGAAGAUGGAACUCUCUGGCGGAGGCAAACACCUAAACUCCUGUACCCUCUAGGGGGUCAGACCAACCUUCGAAUUCCUCAGGGCACCGUGGGCCAAGUUAUGCUGGAUGAUAGGGCUUACCUUGUACGCUGGGAAUAUUCCUACAGUAGCUGGACUCUCUUCACCUGUGAGAUUGAAAUGCUACUCCACGUUGUCUCCACGGCAGAUGUGAUCCAGCAUUGCCAGCGGGUGAAACCUAUCAUUGACUUGGUUCACAAGGUCAUUAGCACAGACUUGUCCAUAGCGGACUGUCUGCUGCCCAUCACAUCUCGUAUCUACAUGCUACUGCAGCGGUUGACAACAGUAAUCUCCCCUCCUGUGAAUGUCAUUGCUUCUUGCGUCAAUUGCUUAACUGUCUUGGCUGCUCGGAAUCCAGCAAAGGUCUGGACUGAUCUUCGUCACACAGGCUUUUUGCCAUUUGUGGCCCACCCUGUCUCCAACAUGACUCAGAUGAUUAGUGCGGAGGGAAUGAAUGCUGGAGGGUAUGGCAACCUUCUGAUGAAUAGUGAACAGCCCCAGGGCGAAUAUGGAGUCACAGUUGCCUUUCUGCGCUUGGUCACCACUCUUGUCAAGGGACAGCUUGGUAGUACCCAGAGCCAAGGCCUGGUGCCAUGUGUGAUGUUCGUGCUGAAGGAGAUGCUUCCCAGCUAUCACAAAUGGCGCUACAACUCUCAUGGUGUGCGGGAACUGAUCGGUUGCCUAAUUCUGGAGCUGAUUCAUGCAAUUCUGAACCUGUGCCAAGAGACAGACCUGCAUAGCAGCCACACGCCCAGCCUGCCAUCCCUCUGCAUCUGCAGCCUGGCAUAUACAGAAGCUGGACAGACAGUCAUCAGUAUCAUGGGGAUUGGUGUGGACACCAUAGAUAUGGUGAUGGCUGCUCAGCCCCGCAGUGAUGGGCCAGAAGGUCAGGGCCAGGGUCAACUGCUGAUCAAGACAGUGAAGCUGGCAUUCUCUGUCACCAACAAUGUUAUUCGACUGAAACCUCCUUCUAAUGUGGUGUCCCCCCUGGAACAGGCUCUGACACAACAUGGUGCCCACGGCAACAACCUCAUUGCUGUCCUAGCCAAGUACAUCUACCACAGACAUGACCCAGCUUUGCCUCGCCUGGCCAUCCAGCUGCUGAAACGUCUGGCCACGGUGGCCCCAAUGUCAGUGUAUGCCUGCCUGGGCAGUGAUGCAGCUGCCAUUCGUGAUGCCUUCCUGACCCGCCUUCAGAGCAAGAUUGAGGACAUGCGCAUCAAAGUCAUGAUUCUGGAGUUCCUUACGGUCGCUGUGGAGACGCAGCCAGGUCUCAUCGAGCUCUUUCUGAAUCUGGAAGUGAAGGAUGGCAGCAAUGGCUCUAAGGAAUUCAGCCUUGGUGUGUGGAGCUGUCUCCAUGUGGUGCUGGAGUUGAUUGAUUCCCAGCAACAAGAUCGAUACUGGUGCCCACCCCUCUUGCAUCGAGCAGCCAUUGCCUUCCUUCAUGCCCUGUGGCAAGAUCGUAGGGACAGUGCUAUGCUUGUCCUCAGAACCAAACCCAAGUUUUGGGAGAAUUUAACCAGCCCGCUGUUUGGAACUCUUUCUCCUCCCUCAGAGACAUCUGAGCCCAGCAUUCUGGAGACCUGUGCCCUAAUCAUGAAGAUAAUAUGUUUGGAGAUAUACUACGUAGUUAAGGGUUCAUUAGACCAGUCUUUAAAAGAUACACUCAAGAAGUUUUCCAGCGAGAAACGCUUUGCCUACUGGUCAGGGUAUGUCAAGUCUUUGGCAGUGUACAUGGCUGAAACAGAGGGCAGCAGCUGCACGUCCUUGCUGGAGUAUCAGAUGCUGGUCUCUGCCUGGAGGAUGCUUCUCAUCAUUGCCACCAGUCAUGCCGACAUCAUGCACUUGACUGAUGUGGCAGUGCGGCGCCAGCUUUUUCUUGAUGUGCUUGAUGGGACCAAGGCAUUACUCCUCGUUGCAACAUCAGUGAACUGCCUCCGGCUCGGCUCCAUGAUGUGUACACUGCUGCUCGUCCUCCUGCGGCAGUGGAAGCGAGAGCUGGGUGCUGUGGAUAAAAUCCUUGGGCCCUUGACAGAGGUCCUGGAAGGGGUGCUGCAGGCAGACCAGCAGCUCAUGGAGAAGACCAAGGCCAAGGUGUUCUCUGCCUUCAUCACGGUAUUACAGAUGAAGGAGAUGCGAGUAAGUGAUAUCCCGCAGUACUCCCAGCUGGUGCUGAAUGUCUGUGAGACUCUCCAAGAAGAGGUGAUUGCACUCUUUGAUCAGACCCGCCACAGCCUGGCAUCAGGCAGUGCUGCAGAGGACAAGGACAGCAUGGAAACAGAUGACUGCCCUCGGCCUCGGCAUAAGGACCAGCGUGAUGGGCAGGUAUGUGUCCUGGGACUGCAUCUGGCUAAGGAGCUUUGUGAGGUGGAUGAGGAUGGGGACUCGUGGCUACAGGUGACCCGAAGGCUCCCCAUUCUGCCCACACUCCUCACCACCCUGGAGGUGAGCCUCCGCAUGAAGCAGAACCUGCAUUUUACUGAGGCUGCGUUGCACCUGCUCCUCACCCUGGCUCGUACCCAGCAGGGAGCCACAGCAGUGGCUGGAGCUGGCAUCACCCAAAGCAUCUGUUUGCCCCUCUUGAGUGUGUACCAGCUUAGCAGCAAUGGCACAGGACAGACACCCAGCACCUCUCGAAAGUCCCUGGAUGCCCCAUCCUGGCCAGGGGUCUACCGCCUGUCCAUAUCCUUGAUGGAGCAGUUGCUUAAGACUCUACGCUACAAUUUCCUGACUGAGGCUCUGGACUUUGUGGGUGUCCAUCAGGAGCGGACAUUGCAGUGUCUCAAUGCAGUGAGGACGGUACAGAGUCUAGCCUGCCUGGAGGAAGCAGAUCACACUGUGGGCUUCAUCCUACAACUAUCCCAUUUCAGGAAGGAGUGGCACUUCCACCUGCCUCAGCUUAUGCGUGAUGUCCAGGUGAACCUGGGUUAUUUGUGCCAGGCCUGUACCUCCCUCCUACAUAGCCGCAAGAUGCUACAGCACUACCUACAGAACAAAAAUGGGGAUGGCCUCCCCUCAGCUGUCACUCCUCGAGUUCAGAGGCCAGCCACUACCACGGCCACCACCACAGUUGCUGCCCCAUCUGGCUGCUCCUCUAAGCAGCCUGUGGCUGACACUGAGGCCUCAGAGCAGCAAGCCUUACACACAGUCCAGUAUGGCCUUCUCAAGAUUCUCAGCAGGACCCUGGCAGCCCUGCGCCACUUCACUCCAGAUGUCUGCCAGAUUCUGCUGGACCAGUCCCUGGAUCUCGCAGAAUACAACUUCCUAUUUGCCCUGAGUUUCACCACUCCCACUUUUGACUCUGAAGUGGCCCCCUCCUUUGGAACCCUCUUGGCCACAGUGAACGUGGCCCUCAACAUGCUUGGAGAGCUGGACAAGAAAAAAGAAUCCCUUACUCAGGCUGUGGGACUCAGCACACAAGCAGAAGGAACCCGAACAUUAAAGUCCCUCCUGAUGUUCACCAUGGAGAACUGCUUCUAUCUGCUCAUCUCCCAAGCAGUACGCUACCUCAGGGAUCCGGCUGUGCACCCGCGGGACAAGCAGCGAAUGAAACAGGAGCUGAGCUCAGAGCUGAGCACGCUGCUUUCCAGCCUCUCAAGAUACUUCAGAAGGGGAACCCCCAGCUCCCCUGCUGCUGGAGUCCUGCCCUCGCCACAGGGCAAGGCCACCUCUCUCUCCAAAGCCAGCCCAGAGUCUCAGGAGCCUCUGAUCCAGCUUGUGCAAGCCUUUGUCCGGCAUGUGCAGAGAUAGGGAGUGGAGCGCCAUCUGCUUGCUGCUCCUUGCCAACAUGCACUGCAGCCUGGGCAGAGGGUGCUGCCACCACAGAGCCGGCCACUGAGCAAGAGGCCCCCUUCCUCCUCUUCCCGCCCACCCGCUGACAUUAUUUUUGUAAUAGAUCAAGAGGUCAACAGCAUGGGCAGGGAGCCAAGGGUCUGGGUGCUCAGGCUCUUUACAAUACCCACAAGAUGGCCCUUUUCCUUUGAGCAUUCCCAUGGCAUGUCACCAGCCAGAGAGGCCCUGGGUGCUGGCAGCACAGGAGAGGCCUGUGUGUAGUGAGAAUUUUCCAUGAUCUAUUCUUGCAGGGUUUAUUUUUUUGUUGUUUUGUUUUUGUUUUUGGUAAUACUGUGGUCUAUUUAUACAAAUAUUAAAGUACUGUUUAUAGA
This is a messenger RNA of Arvicola amphibius (Eurasian water vole), 5755 nucleotides long. It is a transcript of the gene Nup188, whose product is annotated as nucleoporin 188. Gene Ontology annotation, biological process: RNA export from nucleus; protein import into nucleus. Gene Ontology annotation, cellular component: nuclear pore inner ring. Lineage: Eukaryota; Metazoa; Chordata; Mammalia; Rodentia; Cricetidae. The transcript has 44 exons. The record is from RefSeq and is a predicted model, not a curated record. Gene Ontology annotation, molecular function: structural constituent of nuclear pore. Bases 45 to 5342 code for a protein of 1765 amino acids.